This is a messenger RNA of Cuscuta europaea, 4153 nucleotides long. The record is from the annotation of a GenBank genome assembly. NCBI's taxonomy places the organism in Eukaryota, Viridiplantae, Streptophyta, Magnoliopsida, Solanales, Convolvulaceae.
ACACUUAACUUUGCUAGAUGCAUUAUGCAUUUUAUUAAUUAAAGAUAUAAAUAAUAUUAAAUAUAUAUCAUGCGCUUAUAGAAGUGUUUGAGUGCUUUGCCACCCCUAUAUAAAUAGAUUAAGCAUGCACCUCGUCAUUUCAUUGUCAAGCAAAUCUAGCUUCUUAGCUGUACUCUUAUCUUCUAAUCUAAACAUCAGUUAUAAGCUCUAGCUAAUUGUACGUACUUGGGAAUUGAAGCAUGACUAUUUUCUCGGGUGAUCAUGAUCAUUGGACUCUUGCGUUUGGCAUAUGUGGUAAUUUAAUUAGUUUAAUUACUACUUAUUGUGUUAUAUUAAUUAUUUUAUUUUGUUAUCAAACUGUUUUACAGUAGUUAUUAUAACCACCAACAGUGUUGUUUCAAUUGUUGCAUAUGGCCUCCUUUACUUACUACAUGUAUUUCGAUCAACAAGAGGUGUAAGAAGUUUGUCAUCAUUGAAUAUAAUAUAAUGAUGAAGAAUUGUAAUUGUGUACCUCACUUUUGGAGUGAUAUUGAACUUCACAUUUUAUUUUAAAAAAUUAGACUUUGCAUCCUAUCAUAUAACAUUUUUGUGAUGAAAAGUUUCUGAAUGAGUUACAAAGUCAAAGACUUUUUAAGGAAAACAGGAUGCAACGUCUAAGUUUUUUGAAAAUGAGCUACAAAAUCCAAUAUCAACCAAAAAGGCAGGUGAGAAGUCAAAGUAUCCCAGCCUAUAAUGAUGUGUCAUUAAUAUUCUCUAAAAGGGGUAAAGUUAAUGGACUUAUAUACUUUUCCCGCGAGGGUCAAUGCUUAAUACUAUAUAUAUAUUUUCUAAUUUAUAUGUAUAUUUGUAUAUAUAUAUUUACAUAUAUACUACUCCGUAGAAUAAAUAGCUAGAUGGGUCUCACGGGCCCAUCCAGUCAUCCCCUCCUCUCGACUAUUACUUAAUUUCCUAAUGAUUAUUGUAAUAUUUCAUAUUCAGUAUAUCUCGCGUAUACAUUUUAGUAAUGAAUGUUCAAUAGUUUGUACUCCUUUUGUAUCAAAAAGACUAUUCAUGUUUUCUUUAUAGAUUGUAUCAAAUUAAUUUUUUCAUUUUUUGGGGAAAGAAACUAUAAAUGGAGCUACAAUACACUUUAAUAAAGUACUAGUAUAUGGUAUUGCGAGAAUACCAAAACCUCUCAAUUUUUGUAAAGUAUACAGUAAAUUCAUAAACUAUUUUAAGUUAUGUGAAAAACCAAAUGAGAUAUUUAUUUUGAUAUGGGGAGAGUACUAGAUUGGGUACUUGUUCCAGGUCUAGUAGCACUUUCAACUAGAAAUUUCUCCAUCUGAAUAUGUUUUGAAGCUUUUAAUAAUAAAAAUAGUUCGAAGAGUUUAAUUUUUCAAAGACUGGAUUUCAUAUUCGAAUAAACUUGUAUGUAAUCAUAAAAAAGUGGGUGUUUAUUAUGCGCUAGUUAAAGUAAAAUUCAACUAUUAUUCUAUAGGAUUACGUUUCCCACUUUAAAAAUUGGUCAUAAAAUACUUUAAUUUUCAAAUCUAGUUUAAAUAGGCACAUCAAAUAGACCAUAAGCAAAAAAAAAAAGAUCUCUGGAUUUCAAAGUGUAGACAACCGCAACCUAAAAAGUUUAAAAGCUCUUGUCGCAUGCGGUAAAGGAAUAUUUAGAAUUGAAGUCCUGCCUACCGCCUCCAACUAUUUCUCAUUCAACUCAGAUUUUAGUACUUUUAAGGAUUAUUUUAAUUAUUUUAUAAUUUCAAAAAUAAGUUCUAACUGGAGAAUCACAAUUCAACUAUAAUGUUAGCAAUGUUUUAUACUCCAUCAGCCCAAAUAGUUCCAAAGUUUAAUUUGAAUUUUUGGUUAUACACUAUUUUAUAUUAUGUAUACUUCAAAGCAAAAGUAUGUAAAAAGUACUCGUAAGUUUUUUUGUGACACACCUUACUAUUACUUUUUGUGGAAAUGAGAAGAACUUUAUUUUGGAAAAUCCAAAUACUAGUAAAAAAAAAGUGACAACUUGUUUUGAGCAUGGAAAUAUAUUUUGGAGUAUACUUUUGGAUUAAUUAUCAAAAUAGGAGUAAAAGUCACUCACUUUGCACAAAUAGGACCAAAAAAUAAACUAUGUUUUCAUAGGACUAAUUAUGUGUGUCUUGGACAAAUAUACCUUUAUAGCUAUUGAAAUGUAUUAAUUCAUAAUAAAAUAAUAAAAAAUAAUAAAAAUUCAUAAAAAAUACUAAAAGAUUAAUAAAAAUAUUUCGAUAAUAAUAUUUUAUUUUUUUUAUUUAUUUUUAAAAAAUGAUUUUUUAAGAAAAGAAUAAAAACUCAAAAAAACAAAACACUGCCGCCUCUGCCGCCUCUGCACCACCACCUCCAGUCACCAGGGGACAAAAAUGAAAAGUUCAUUACAAAUGCCAUAUUUAUGGCAGAAAACAAUGAAAAUGUUGACAUUCUCAAAGAGAAAUAUGCCAUGUUUUUGGCAUUUUCAGGAAAAAAAUGGCAGUUUUUAGAAAAAAUGACAUUUUUUCACUGGCCUGAGAUGGUGUUGCAGGGAGGUAGUAGAGGCGGUGGGAAAGGCAUCCAUUUUUAUUAAUUUUUUAUGGAGUUUUAAUAUUUUUUUAUUAAUUUUCAAAAAAAAUAAAAAUUAAAAGAAAUUAAUUUUUUAUUUUACAAAUACUUUAUAAUUUUUUUAAUUAUUUUUCUACGAUUUUUUGAAAUUUUUUCGAAUUUAUUAUGAAUUAAACAUUUAAUCAACUCAUAUUUAAAGGAAUGGUAAGAAUGGAAUGAAAAAAUAGGUAUGUUUCCAAUAGGACUAAUAUGGUCCUAUUUUGAAAAGAAAAACAUAAUAAGUCAUAUUUUGAGUUUUUGCCAUAGUUUUAGUCCUAUUUAGAGUAAUUUCUAUAUACUUUUCUUUCCACACAAGUUUAGUUUGUACUUCGUAUGUGAAUUGAUAUUUUUUUCUUCUUUUUCAGAGUUACAUCUUGUAUUCGUACUUAGCCAAAUGAAAUGUUUUUUAAAUAAAAAUUGAUAUUAUUAACCUUUGCUUUGCUGGAAAUUAACAGGAAAUAUCAUAUCCUUCUUCGUAUUCCUUGCUCCAAUGCCUACCUUCUAUCAAAUAUACAAAAAGAAAUCUACAGUGGGAUUUCAAUCAAUACCAUAUGUGGUUGCUCUCUUCAGUGCUAUGCUUUGGAUUUACUAUGCUUUUCUCAAAACCAACACCACUCUUCUCAUCACAAUCAACUCCUUUGGCUGCUUCAUCGAAACCCUCUACGUUGCCUUCUAUCUCUUCUACUCUUCAAAAAAAUCCAAGAUACAGACGAUGAAGUUACUAAUGUUGUCGGUAGUUGGAGGAUUUGGUGCCAUAGUUGUUGUCACACAGUUCGCUUUCAAAGGUGCGAUUCGUGCACAAGUGGUGGGGUGGAUUUGCCUUGUCUUCUCUUUGUGUGUCUUUGUCGCUCCCUUAUGCAUUCUCAGGCAUGUUGUCCGUACGAAGAGCGUGGAGCAUAUGCCAUUUCUGCUAUCCGUUUUCCUCACAAUGAGUGCUGUUGCCUGGUUCUUCUAUGGUCUUCUGCUAAAAGACUUCAAUAUUGCAAUACCGAACGUAUUGGGAUUCAUUUUUGGGAUUCUUCAAAUAGUGUUGUACGCCAUGUAUAAGAACAGCGCCGCAAAGAAGCCAACGAUCAUUGCAGAGCAGAAAGAGGAACAAAUGGUGAUAGAUAUUGUUAAGCUGGGCUCCUUGGUUUGUUCCGACAGUAAAAUCAUCACAAAUAAUGCGGCUGCUGCAGCUGCUCCUUCCGCCCCCGCCGCCUGUGGAGUUGAGGCGGCGGCCGCUGUGAUGAAUGAUCCGAUGAAGAUGGCAAAUACCGCCGCUACUCCGCCGCCUCUGGUUACGCCGUGCUGUUGAAUGGAGCUUAAUUAAUCAUUACUCCGUAUUAUAUUUUGAUGUGUCGAUCUAAAUAUUAUAUGUUUCUCUGUAUGUAUCGAGUAUAUAUAUCUCCUCGAUCUUAUUAAUAUAAUCAUAUCCUGAAGCUAAGCCACACUGUAUGUAUAGUAUAAUGUAUGUACACAUCGAUCAAAUAUAAUGUUGCUUUGAUUUCAUGAUGUCAAUUAAAUAACCUGCUAUCUGAUCUCAUGAUGUCAAUAUUGGUACCAUUUGCGCUACCAAAAAUUA